GGAACAAAUGUUCCUGCCGCGUUUCCCGGCCGGACCGCGGGCGGGGCGUGUUUGAGGACGGACCAAUGGCGGCGCCCUUGCGGUACUUCCGGCGUGUCCCGGCGAUGUGGCGAUGGCGGCUCCCGGGGCCGCUUCGGGCCGGGGGAGGUCCCGGCGGCGUCGCGGUUCCCCGGGCGGGGCUCAAGAAGUGGAGGCUGCCCCCGGAUUACAGCGGGAUCACCAUCCCCGAGAAGCCGAAGCUGAGGUUCAUAGACAAGGUGCCGGCGGUGCCCAAGGUCCAGCGGGAGCCCCGGCGGCUCCGUGACAUCCGCGGCCCGUCCCAGGUGGCCACCGACUUCACGCAGGGGCAGUACGGGAUCCUGGCUUUGGGCGGGGGGUACCUGCACUGGGGCCACUUCGAGAUGAUCCGCCUGACCAUCGGGCGCAGCAUCGAUCCCAAAUCCAUGUUCGCCGUGUGGCGCGUGCCCGCCCCCUACAAGUCGGUGACGAGGAAGAGCCUGGGACACCGGAUGGGGGGCGGGAAGGGCCCCAUCGACCGCUACGUGACGGCGGUGAAGAGCGGUAGGCUGGUGGUGGAGGUGGGCGGGCGCUGCGAGUUCGGGGAGGUGCAGCCCUUCCUCACCCGCGUGGCCCAGAAGUUGCCCUUCCCGGCCGUCGCCGUCAGCCGGGAGAGCCUCCAGGAGAUGCGGCGGGAGGAGGAGCAGAAGAGGCUGGACAACCAAAAUCCCUGGACUUUCGAGCGUGUGGUGACCUCCAAUAUGUUGGGGAUGAGGAAGUACCUGAGCCCCUACGACCUGCAGCUCAAGGGACGCUACUGGGGCAAGUUUUUCCUGAAGCACAGAGUGUGAGGAGGGGCUGGAUGGGAUUCCUUUUGGGAUUAAACUUUUCCACGAGA
Molecule: messenger RNA, 895 nt
Organism: Vidua chalybeata
Lineage: Eukaryota; Metazoa; Chordata; Aves; Passeriformes; Viduidae
Gene: MRPL16
Product: mitochondrial ribosomal protein L16
Exons: 4
Coding region: 66-848 (260 amino acids)
Biological process (GO): mitochondrial translation
Cellular component (GO): ribosome; mitochondrial large ribosomal subunit
Molecular function (GO): structural constituent of ribosome; rRNA binding
Source: RefSeq, a predicted model, not a curated record